AUGGAUAAGGACAACCAAGUACUAAAAUUACGGGACAUAAAAAAGGGCAAGUGGACCAUAGAGCCGCCCACUAAAAGGCUGAAGAAAAUCGAGGUCAAGUCGUCACAAAUUGGACGGGCGGGCCACAGGCCGUCCCGGCUAUGGACCAGAUCUGCCGCUAAACAUAAAUUAAGAUUUCCGCCAGGCUUACCAAAACCAGUAAUGAAAUUUUAUGUCUCCGCUUUGGCGAAGUGUGCGAGAUACUUGGAAUAUUUUUGGCCCUAG
Molecule: messenger RNA, 264 nt
Organism: Arctia plantaginis
Lineage: Eukaryota; Metazoa; Arthropoda; Insecta; Lepidoptera; Erebidae
Source: the annotation of a GenBank genome assembly